CACCCGCUCUAUCGUAAAUAAUAAUUAAUAUACGCAUACGCUGUCGGCAAUAUUAUGCAAUUAUUAAUCACAAACUUAUAUAGGGUAGGUGUAAAUUGGAAGCUCGACUACAUCGUAUUUUAAAUAUUAUGUCUGACUGUCUGAAUGACGCAGGUAUAGGAGUUCAUCAUCCGUUCAGAUUUGAAAAUAAUAUCAGAUUCUCAUCAAAAUAUGUAUCAAAGGUUUACUGAUGAUUCUUCUGCCGAUCCAUCGUCUACAGUAGUUAUGGCCGCAGACGAAUUAGAACCAUCAUCUCUUAAGUCAACAACAUCUAAAUCAUCCAGUGAAAAGACAUCAACACAUAAGUUCUUGCAUGUGAAAAAGACGUCUGGCCGUAAAUAUACAAUUUCCAUUGUUCUCAUAUGUAUUUGGCUUUUUUGUACUUUAGUUCUUAUGGCAAAACAAGAAAGAAAAGCAGAUGAUGUCCAUCAAGUAACGUUAGCUCCAAAUGAAACUAAAACUCAGAUAAUAUAUAAAAAUCGCAUGCCUAAUACAAAUAAAAUACAAUUAAUUUUGGCUGGAGCAUUUAUGCCUGAUUAUUAUAGUACUUUGGCAACACAUUUUUUUAACAUUUGGAUAGAGUUUGAUCCAACUGAAGAAUAUAGUAUGCCCUCAAAAUUAGGAUUGAAGCAUGAAGAUAUGCAUCAAAGGAAUAUAACUCAAAUAUGGUCCAUACCAAUUGUAAGUGAAUCACUCGUUGAAGUUGUUCCUGAAAUGCAUCAUAACAAAAUUUUUAAAUUAUUAUCCAAUGUUACUCUCCAUGGUGAUACUAAACUUUGUAUGAAUACUACAUUGAGCACUAACUUUCCUAUUGCAUUCACUUAUGAUCUGUUUCCAAUCAACACAGAAUAUGGUAUUAUUUAUGCUGCUCUUGUAUUGAUUGGACUUUAUGUACUAAUUAUAACCGAGGUUGUGCACAAAUCGAUUGCAGCAAUAUUAGCAGCUACUACGUCAAUUUCAAUACUAGCACUAUUAAAUGAGAGACCUACAAAAGAUGAACUGUCCUCUUGGGUGGAUAUAGAAACAUUGCUUCUUCUUUUCUGUAUGAUGGUUAUUGUUGGUAUUUUAUCCGAAACAGGAAUUUUUGACUACUUGGCAAUCGUAGCAUACAAAGAAACCAAAGGUAAAAUUUGGCCAUUAAUCAAUACAUUGUGCUUCUUUACUGCUAUUGUAUCUUCUAUAUUGGAUAAUGUUACUACUGUUCUCUUAAUGACACCUAUAACCAUAAGGUUAUGUGAAGUAAUGCAAAUGAAUCCAGUACCCACACUUAUGUGUAUAAUAUUUUAUGCAAACUUAGGAGGGGCUUUAACAUUAAUUGGUGAUCCACCAAAUGUAAUAAUUGGAACGAAUAAAGAUGUUAUUGCAAGUGGAAUCGAUUUUACAACGUUUUCGUUACAUAUGGGUGCUGGUUUGGUAUUCAUAUUUAUAGCAGUAAAUCUGCAUUUAAGAUUUAUUUUCCGUAAUAUGCAAGAUUUAAAAUUUACUGAACCUUCUAAUGUUACAGAAUUAAGACAAGAAUUGGCGAUUUGGCAAAAAGCUGCAUUUUCCUUGUCUUCAUACUCAAAAGAAGAAGGAGUUGUUAGGGAUAAACUUCUAAGAAAAUGUAAAACCAUAUUUUCAAAGCUUAAAGAAACUCUCAAAGGCUUCAAGGUUGAUGUUGCACCUACAGAAAGACUUCAAUCCUAUGAUGAAUCUAUCAAGGAUUUUUUGAAUAAAGAUAGUCAUUUAGAUAAAAGUCUUCUAUGGAAAUGUGCUAUUACAUUAGGAUUUGUUAUUACUCUAUUCUGCCUGCAUUCAAUUCCUCAACUAAAUCUUAGUCUUGGAUGGAUUGCUUUACUUGGAACAUUACUGUUGCUUAUACUUGCUGAUCACGUUGAUAUUGAAUGUGUACUGGGCCGAAUUGAAUGGGCCACAUUGUCAUUCUUUGCUGCAUUGUUUAUUUUAAUUGGAGCAUUAUCUGAGCUUGGUUUAAUUGAAUGGGUAGGUAAACAGACAGAAAUGAUAAUUAUGUCUGUAGACAAAGAAUAUCGAUUGUCCGUUGCUAUAAUUUUAAUUCUAUGGGUUUCUACCAUUGUGUCCUCAUUUGUUGACAAUAUUCCAUUGACUACUAUGAUGAUAAAAGUGAUAACAUCAUUGUCUCAAAACCCUGAGCUAGAAUUACCAUUACCGCCUUUGGUAUAUGCACUAGCAUUUGGAGGUUGUCUUGGUGGAAAUGGAACACUGAUAGCUGCUUCAUGUAAUAUGGUAUGUGCUGGAGUAGCUGAACAACAUGGAUACCGAAUGUCCUUUGUGCAAUUCUUUAAAGUUGGCUACCCAGUGAUGUUAGGUAGCGUAUUUAUUGCUACUGUGUACUUACUUAUUAGUCACGUGACAUUUGGAUGGAAUACAUAAUGUUUACUAAUGACACCAGAUUAUCAAAAAAAUUUGUUCCUGUCAAAAUAAAUAUACAAGAGAAAUAAUUUUUAUUU
Molecule: messenger RNA, 2507 nt
Organism: Diuraphis noxia (Russian wheat aphid)
Lineage: Eukaryota; Metazoa; Arthropoda; Insecta; Hemiptera; Aphididae
Product: P protein-like
Biological process (GO): transmembrane transport
Cellular component (GO): membrane
Source: RefSeq, a predicted model, not a curated record